UAACCUGUAUAUCCUAUAAGAGAAUCCCGCGAGCAUCAUUACAACCUAUUUCAUCAUGGCCUAAGCCGGAUACUGUUUUCCACACGCUUCAUGUAGAUAUUUUAGGGCCUUUGCCAGAAUCAUAUGGCUAUAAACAUGUAAUGAUAGUCAUCGACGCCUUUUCUAAGUAUUGUCUCAUGUAUGCUCUCUACAAACAAGAUCUUGAUGAAUUAAAGCGUGUGUUUAAAAAUGUUAUAUCGCUGUUUGGUACUCCACGUCUUGUCGUUACUGAUAGGGGUCGAAUGUUUGAGUCAUCGGGAUUCAUAAAGUGGAUGAAUGGUUUCGGGUGUAACAUACAUCAUAUAACACCUGAGAUGCACCAUGCUAACGGUCAGGUGGAGCGAUACGUGCGUACUGUACUUAAUAUGUUACGCAUAGAGGCCAGUCAUAAAAAGAAGAAGUGGUCUGAGGAAUUAUGGCGUCUGCAGUUGGUGCUCAAUAUUACUAAGCAAAAGACGACACAAAUGUCUCCAUUGAACCUUUUAAUUGGUUCUGAGGGGACAACUCCUGUGAUACAAGCUUUAGUCCGUGAUGUGGCUACUGAUUAUUCGGGAUCAAAUCGCCAGUCUUUACGGGAGUUAGCUAGGCAAAGGACGGCCGAACGUCUCAAAGAAAAUGAAAAGAAACAAAAUGAAUAUGUGAAUAAGGGACGUGAAUCGCCUCGCGCAUUUCAAGUCAAUGAUUUUGUAUUCGUCAUUAAGUACUCUCAAUCUAAAGGAAAAUUAGAUCCUGGAAUGCGUGGCCCUUAUAAGGUGACAAGAAUUCUUGAGAAUGGACGAUAUGAGUUACGGCUUGUGGCUGGAGACUAUGGCAAGCUGACUUAUGCUGCCGCUCAGUAUAUGGUGCCUUGGAAUGGAGAAUGGACCCCUGAUGAGUGUGCCGCUUUCUUUGAUAGUGUAGACCAAACCGAUGAGUUGACCCCUACGAGUAUAAAUUACCCUAUGGAAAUUAUCAGCGCCUUUGACCGAGGUGAUAAAGAAGCUGGACCUCAGACUGACGAGGACGCCAGGACAUCAGGAGAGGCCGUAUAAGGAGAAUUAGUGUGACUUUCCGAACGUCAUGCGUCAAGCUGUC
Molecule: messenger RNA, 1113 nt
Organism: Vanessa atalanta (red admiral)
Lineage: Eukaryota; Metazoa; Arthropoda; Insecta; Lepidoptera; Nymphalidae
Exons: 2
Coding region: 141-1070 (309 amino acids)
Biological process (GO): DNA integration
Molecular function (GO): nucleic acid binding
Source: RefSeq, a predicted model, not a curated record